Molecule: messenger RNA, 2212 nt
Organism: Stylophora pistillata
Lineage: Eukaryota; Metazoa; Cnidaria; Anthozoa; Scleractinia; Pocilloporidae
Product: melanopsin
Biological process (GO): visual perception; G protein-coupled receptor signaling pathway
Cellular component (GO): membrane
Molecular function (GO): G protein-coupled receptor activity
Source: RefSeq, a predicted model, not a curated record
UCAAGAAAGACAAAUGCUUCUUUCAUGCUAAGAGAGAUUACUGUUUGAUAAAAUCCCUUGGACGUGGCAAACGGAAAUAAUUAUUGGCAAAAAGUCAUUACCAAGAGUUAUAACCGCCUAAGCAUUUCAUAUAGUAUAGCCUCAGGAGAUGCUAGAAGUCAUUUAAAUGGUCGGAUCAAGAGAAUCUCACUCAGUGAGUUGCGGACUCUUGAAGGCCUCUGUAACCACCAGGAAACCUUUUGUCAUAAAACAGAAACGGAAAGUACUUCGUGUAUCGUAGAUAUAGGAAAAAGUGGAAAACAAAGUAAAAUCACUAGUGGCACCUACAGUGAAAUAACAAAUGAAAAUACAUUUUCAUCGCCACCUGCUGAGAAAACAACGCUAUACAGAGGGCUGUUUUCACAUUUUGAACAAUUUCUGCCCCAUCACGUACAGCUUAUAGAGAAGCACGUGAGGUAAUUCAACUCGUGAACCUGCUUCAUGACCACAGCGGAGUGUUUUUUACAUCAGCCACUGAAUAUCUUUCACUCAAACAUGUGAUCUUCAAAACAAGACAAAUCUUCAAAAGAUCUCGAAAUUAAAACUCUUCUGAACAAGAAUGUCCGACUUCAAAAACAAGAGUAAAGAUAUGGACCCUGAAGAAGCCUUCAGUACGCCUAUUUAUUACGUCAUUGCAGCAGUUUAUGCCGUUUUAACUGUGACAGCAUUCAGUCUGAACACACUUGUCAUUUGGGCAUUUGUCAAAGACCGCACACUGCGCACGCGCUCUAACAGAUUGAUUCUUAGUAUAGCCGUUGGUGAUUGGCUACACGCAGUAUUGGCAUAUCCCUUUGGAGUUGUAAGAAAUGCAUCACAAAGUUGGCGCAUGAGCGGUGGAGCCUGUACGUGGUAUGCCUUUGUUACGUCUUUCCUUUCGUUUGGCAUAAUGCUGCACUAUGCUACAUUUUCCAUCGAGCGUGCGAUCACUAUAAACUUCUCAGUAGCCUUGUUUUUUAUGGAGAGAAAGCUUGAUCUCGUCAUUGGCGGACUUUGGCUGUUUGCCUUUCUUUGGAGUUUAUUUCCACUGUUCGGUUGGUCAGCGUACGCUCCUGAAGGCGCAGGCGUGUGUUGCUCAAUUCGCUGGCAAUCUUCUAAUCCACUAGAUAUUACAUUUGUGGCUUGUAUUUUCUUAUUCUUCUUUUUUGGACCAAUCGUUACCAUGGCUAUUGCGUACUAUUCGAUUUACAGCAACAUGAGGAAAAUAACUCUAAAUGCGCAUGGAUUGUGGGGAGAGAACGCUGCACCCACAAAGGAAGCCAUCCAAGCCGAGAGUAAAAUCGCGCGCAUGGCAUUUGUAAUGUCGAUCUCUUUCUUAUUUGCAUGGACGCCUUACGCUGUAUUAUCUCUGUAUGCUAUUAUAAACAAACCCGAGGACAUCACACCACUGGUAGCCACGCUUCCCUCCUUAUUUGCCAAAACAGCAGCUUGCUAUAAUCCAGUCAUUUACUUUUUGUCCUACAAGAAAUUCAGGGAGAGCCUGGGGCAGACGCUGAGACGCGAACGAAAGGCCAGUGCUGAAAGUAGAAUAUGACAACAGAAAUUUACCAAGUUUGCAUUGUACAAUACUAUUAGUAUGCAUUUUAUCGAUACUGUUCUCUGAACAUUUCCUAUGAUACUGAAAAGGAGAAUUCGUCAAAUAAUAAUAAGCUUCUUAAGUUUAUGAUCAUUUCCUUUAUUCUCACGACCUUAGAGUUUGAUUCUGGUCUGAUACUGUGAGGAGAAAUUAGAUGUAAAUCACUCUUUGGGUUGAAAAGUUUCCAUGAUCGAGAGUAAAGGCGUCUGUUGUUUAUACUAGUAGACUGUAAGCACCCAGGAAAAAUUGUAGCAUCAGCCAUUGUUUAAAGCCUAGCACUCUACAAAAUUCUCCCGACGUUUCCCUCAGCUCACCCUUCCCCUCUAGAGUCCUCUCCCGGCUUUGCAAGAAUUUCCAUAAAAGGAAUAACACUGAUUUCAUGUAUGGCUUAGUAUUUUUCAUACUGCUGAGAUCUCUAUACGUAUAAAUUACUAAUCACGUAGGGACAUGUAAUUAGUGACUUUUCCUCUCACUGUCCAUACAGCAUUCAACAGUAAGGUGAGGAGAGUCGACUAUACCAUGUCAUCACCCUUGGAGUAUUUUCUUUGUAAAACAAUAAAGUAUCUUUGUGAACUGAUACGCUGGGAAAUCAGAAGCAGC